AUUCGGUGUACAGCGCUCGAGUUUGCGGCAGUACUGAAUGUCCUUGCGAAGCUUCCAAACAUAUGGCCCUGUAUGAAAGACAUCCGCCCAUUUGAGAAGAUCCCCUACAAAGAAUAAAAGAAGAAGAACCCAAGAUGUCUUCCAACUUUCUGAAGAUCGGUGUUCUGCUCCAGAAGUACCGCGCCCCGGUUAUGAUGGUGAGCUGUGGCGGGUUGUUUGCUGCUAACAUGUUCUACCACACCUUCCCAGACCUCUCCUUCAGACAACUCUAUCAAGCCUGGUACAAAGGAGAGCCAGUCUCCUUGUCCGACAAACUACAAGGGCUCUUCCGGCAGGUUUUGGAGGACUACGGCGUCCGAUCUCCUGCCCGAUACUCGUGCUUUGCGUCCUUCGGCUUCCACCCUGUGGCAGCGGGCGCAGCCUGGCUUCCCGCAGGCGCACACGUGGGCCUGCCGGCCAACUUCAACAGCACGGCGCAGGACGCCGGCGGCAUCACGAACCGCAGCGUGUUCAUCAACGGCCAGGCGGUGGCGUGGGACAGCGAGGCGGGCUGCGUUCUCCGCGAUUCACUCGUCUUGUCGCCCGCCGCUCAGAAGUUUGCGGUGGCGCGGGAGGUGGCCCGGCUUGACAUCGGGGGUCCGGUGGUGAGCGCGGUGGUGGCCCCCGUGUGUCUGGGCGGGGUGUGGGUCUACAGCGUAGUCCUGAAGCAGAUGCUGGGACUCCAUGGGAGGCCGGCGUUGUUCCGUGGUGUUGCCAACCUGGCGGCGCUGGGGCUUGGGGCUGUGACGUACCUGCUGACCGCCGACACGGUCAGCCAGUGGGUGGACUACGGCUCGGACCAGCGGGCUGCCGCCGUGUCGCCCGACUACGCCCGCGGAGGGGUGGAGUUCUACAACAAGCUGUUGAGCCGAAACCGGACUCUACGCGUACUGAUGGGGCAGAAGGGGGAGGAGAUGUACGCAAUGAAUGGGAAUCUGUUUCCCGCCCACCUCCUCAAGCUCAAACAUGCCCCCUACACCUCCCGGAGGGACGGACUCCUCAGCAUGCUGAAAAACUCUACCUAGAGAGAGGGGGAGAGGGGGGGAGGAGAGGGGAGAGAGAGAGAGA
Gadus morhua (Atlantic cod) is the source of this 1107-nucleotide messenger RNA. It is a transcript of the gene tmem177, whose product is annotated as transmembrane protein 177. Bases 135 to 1064 code for a protein of 309 amino acids. Lineage: Eukaryota; Metazoa; Chordata; Actinopteri; Gadiformes; Gadidae. The record is from RefSeq and is a predicted model, not a curated record. The transcript has 3 exons. Gene Ontology annotation, cellular component: membrane.